CAACUAAGGAAACAACUCCUGCGGCUGCAUCUAAAAAUUCAAGAGUUUUCAAUUUUUCUCCUGGUUCGGGGAAAUGAGCACUCAAGACGGAAAAUGCAGUUUUCGAUUCUUCGUUAGGCACUGCACCAUUUUUCACAGACAUUUCCACAAAUUUAAAAAAGGUGUCUUCAAAGAAAACAGCUAUUCUUCAAACAAAAAUAAAUAGAAUAGAAAUGUCACUGUUGUUUUGACAAUAAUUUAAACUGGGACUUGGGGCAAGUUUGUUAUGAAACUCAUUUGGACUUUGGAGGUGGAGUUUUCUAAUAAUUACUAUUUGAAAACAACUCAUGGAAAACUCUUUUAUAUUUUGAAAAAGUCUUUAUUUAAUGAGUUUAGAACAUAGAUGUUUAGAAGGCAACAAUGUAAACAGGCUAAUAACACAGCUGUACAUUAAAUUUGUGAACAUCAGCUGAUUGUAAUUUGUUUUCUUUUUAGUUCUAUGUAGAUAUUUUAUCUAUUUUUAUUUAUUAUUCAAAACCAUAGAGAGAUGGUGGAAGAAACGGCCAAUAACACUAACAACAAGCCAAAACAAAAAACCAACAAACCGAAAUCGGUGUACGAGUGGAACGUUCGCGACGUACAAAAUUGGCUCAGAAGGCACUGCAGCGACUAUCAUCCCUUGUACGCAGACAAUUUUGUUCAGCACGAUAUCACUGGCCGUGCUUUGAUCAGAAUGAACGAUAACUCUUUGGUUAGAUUGGGCAUUACUGAUGCAGUUCACAGAGAAGGUAUUUGGAGGGAGAUUUUGAAAUUGAGACUCAAAACGGAUAUAAUAGAAAUUAGAGACCUACAACUUAGAACAAAUAGUUAUAAUUAAUACAAACAUCGAACUGUUGCCUACCAACUACUUCAUAGAUUUGAGAAAAUGGAUUGGAUUCAAUUUAAGUUCUAUCAUUCGAGGCAAAUAUAGGCCAUCAAUUACUGUAUUUCUUUUACCCGUCGAGUUACUCGGAGCUGCUCAAUGUUAAAAGCUUGAACGUUCUUUUCAAAUGACGGUAAUGUUAAUAUCAAAAAAUAAUGGAAAAAUCUGAAUUCUGUGUUUUUAAGUGACUCCGAGGAGCUCGUUCGGUGUAACUCGAUGUAUAAAAGGAAUAAAGUAAAUGAUAACAAGAUUACUGAUAAAUAAAACAAUAAAAAGCUAAUUCUUUAUUAAGAAAAAAAGACAUCUUAAAAUAAACUAAACCAUAAAAAAUAACAAAAAAAAAAACUUUUAAUAUAACACCAAUUUCAGUUAAAAUAUAUUGUUUUUAAUUAGUACAAACAAACAUAACUAGGACAAUAAUUAUUAUUAAGGCUUAGGUAUAAUAGAAGUACAUAGGUAUGAAUUAUGCAUGUAUUUUUGUUAGCUAUAUUUAGUUUUUAACAGUUAUUAUAAGCAACAAGAAAAAAUAAAUUGUUUAUGAUUUAAACUUGUUUUUUGGCUAAAAAUUAUAAGAUCUCGCAACUAAAAAUAAUACUAUUUUAGCUUAAAUAGACUUGUAAUUGCAAGGCCAGCUGUAUCAGAACUUUAAUGCCGGGCAUAAAACUAGCUAUUUGGGCAAAAUCAGGUCCCUGUACUAAUUGGGUGUGCAAAUGCAGCCCGCUGGUGUAAUCUCCUCCUUGUACAAAUUGAACUAUCUGAUGCAGAGAUGAUAAAGCAUUGGAUGAUA
Messenger RNA from Ceutorhynchus assimilis (cabbage seed weevil), 1688 nucleotides. NCBI's taxonomy places the organism in Eukaryota, Metazoa, Arthropoda, Insecta, Coleoptera, Curculionidae. The record is from the annotation of a GenBank genome assembly.